CCGGGUUGUGUGUGUGCGUAGUGUUGUGUGAAACGAUGCAGUGGCCGCAGGAGCCUUUCCCAGCCCACCCGCACCCAUCGCAGGCCAUGCUCCCCGCACCCGCGUCCUCGGCGGCUGUGUCGGUCUUGCCGCCAUCUCCUCGGGCCGAUGCUGGUGUUGGGAUGGGUGGGAUGAGUGGGAUGAGUGGGAUGGGUGGGAUGAUGGGCGAGCAUCCCCAUAGAGUGGCAGAUCUGGACGUUACGGUGCUCAACUUCGCCCAGUGGAUCAGCGAUUUGAAGAUGCGCAGCAGCUCCAGCCAAAACACAAUUUUGGCCGAGAUGGGCGUCAUUCGCAAUGUAGGCACGCUGGUCCAUUACAACACGGGCGGGAUGGAAGGGAUGUGUGUCCGUGGGCGUGUGUGUGCAGGGGAUCACGAGCAACAACACGGAGUUGAUGGAGUUUCGGCGUCACACGGCCACCGUGCAGCAGCAGAUGCAGAGCCAGAUAACCGACCUCAGAGAUGUGAGCCAUUCCACGCACACACACAGAAAUGCCCUCGCUCCCUCACCGGCACUUAUUGGUGGAUGGGAUGGAUGGAUGGUUGCAGAAGUUGAUGGAUGCCUACAACGAAAUCGCCAACAUGGUCAAGGCACAGACACAGUUCCAACAGGUGGGCAUGGAUGGAUGGACGGACGGACGGACGGACGGAUGGGGGGUUCCUCACAUCAACACAGCCACUGACCGUGUCUGUCUGUGUUGCAUUCGUAUGGUGGGCUGGCUGGCUGCAGGAGAUGCGGAGCGAGUACCAGGGGCUGCAAGAGGUAAGUCAGAGAGAGCAGGCCGCACGACACAACACCCAUCCUUUCUACUUUCCUUCUCCAUUUUGUCUUGCCCUAUACAUGGAUGGCAGCAACUUCAGCUCAAGACCAUCCAACUCGAAACACUCAAGAAGGUGGGUGAGGCGAAGGCCAACUGGCCUGCAGGAAAACAAACAAACGAACGAAAUACACGCGGCUCACCCCUGCCCCGUAUGCAUUGCAUGCGAUGGCAUGCCAUUAUUCCACACCAGGCCUACAGCCAGACGCACCAGCAGCUGCAGACACAGAUCACCAACCUACAAAACGUACCCACACACCCACUCCCACAGGCACACCCACACCCACACCCACACCCACAUACACAUACACAUACACGAAAUCCAGGCAGGCAGGCACUGCCGAUUCUUUGUGUGUAUCUGUGUGUGUAUCUGUGCACUACACAGGAGUUGAGUGAGAGUCAGUCGCGUUUGGAUGAGUACCGUCGCCAGAGCGACCGGGCCAACGAGGACGGCAUGCAGAAACUCUGCGAACUCCAAGUGGUAAGCGAUCAAUCAAUUGACGCCACGCCCUCCCACCAAAUUGACCGCACGGCCCCCCUGAUAUAUAUAUAUAUGUGUGUGUGUGUGGAUGGAUGGAUGCAUUCAGUCGUCGGAGAUGCAGCGUCAGGAGUGGCAGAAGUUCCGGAAUACCUACGAGGAGACAUCGGCUAAUGUACACAGCACACAAAAGGACAUACAGCAGGUCGGCAGAGUAGAUGGCUGUAGUAAGGGAGGGAGGGAUACGCUACGCAGAAAGGAUCUCUCCGUCUGCAAUCAAAUCGUGUGUGUAUGUCGCGUGGGGUGCAUGCGAUGCCUGCAGGACUUGGGAGGCUUGUUGAAUGACUUCCGCGAGUGGAAGGUACGUAUGCAUCAGUGGCCAUGCAGGACGACAAUCAAAUUACCAUCCCCCAUCCAUCCAUCCAUCCAUCCAUGUGGAUGGAUGGAACACUGUGCCGGCCGUGCCGUGUAUGUGUGUCUGUCUUUCUUUCUUCAGGCGGUGAUAGAGAGCAACCACGAGGCGCUCCAUCGCAGUGUCGUGGGACUCGACGCAAGACAACAACCGCAACACCAGACAUCAUACAGAAAAGAAGACGGGCACGUACCCCACACAGACAACACAGACAAAGACGUACGUACGCUCUCACACAUGGGCACUCACACACGAAUAGAUAGAUGCACAGAUCCUGCAGGCAGGGUACCCUUUCAAUUGUCUGUCUUUGCGCGUCUGUCUGUCUGUCUGUGUGUUCAGUCGUCCCGGGGCCUAGCCGCUAAUGAUAGCAUAGAGGUGCUGGGGGGCACGGUUGCACAGAGGACCACCAAGGUGGGCGGGGCGGGGCGGGGCACAAACCAAAGCCGCACACCAACCCGCACGGCACGAUGAGUGUUGGUGUUGUGUGUUGUGUGUCUCAGGGUGGUGGUUUCGGUGUGCACCCAUCCGUCGUGGCGCCGCUGCCAUCCCCGGCCAAUGUCGCCAGUGAGAGCCCCCGAGGGCCCACACCAACACCCACAGGCGAACAGGUCAACCAACCGACACAUAUAUACGAUAAAGAACAAAGUGGCAGCCAACCAAUCCAUUCGUUUGUUCGCUAUAUACAGGGAUACAGCAAGGGCGUUCCCACUCCGCCCGCUGCCGUGCCCACUGCAUUCAACGGCGUGCAGCACCAGCACCAUCAGCAGCAUCAGCAUGGCCCACACGCCCCUCCUGGCGCCCUGCUGCCCACACAGAACCGGGCCACACUGCACCAGCACCAACAGGUGGAUGGAUGAUGAAUCAAUCAAUCGGUGGAUGGAUGGAUGGAUGCCUUAUGGAUGGAUGGCAUGCUGGCCUUGCACUGUGUGUGUGUAUGUGAUGCGUGUGUCAGGUGGCCGGGCGUCAGUUUACAUACGGUCCGUAUGCGGGGCCUUUCUUCAGAUAAACAAAUAGCACACACACCUGUCUGUCUGUCCGCCCCGUCCGUCCACACGUGUGUGCUAUGGCCGCACACAGCACAGUGGCCGAUCGAUUUUGACCGGUUAUGCAUUCUAUGCAGCUGUAGCUGUAGCUGUCCCUGGACGUCUCCUUUCCUACACGCAUGAUUCAAUUCUGUCCACACAACUUGUCACUUAAUUGCCGCCCACCGGCCCUGACAAACACAACACAUCAAACUCAG
Vitrella brassicaformis is the source of this 2985-nucleotide messenger RNA. NCBI's taxonomy places the organism in Eukaryota, Vitrellaceae. The record is from the annotation of a GenBank genome assembly.